GUCCACCUGCCAACUCACCUCUGUAUAAAAGCUCACCGCCUCAUCCCACCCGAAGCUCUCCGCGAUAUUAGCUCGCUUCUUCGUUUUCUAAUACAGACUAGAAGAAGAAGAGCAGGGAGAUUUGAAACUAUGCUUGUUUAUCAGGAUAUUCUUACUGGUGAUGAGCUUCUCUCGGACUCAUUCCCAUACAAGGAGAUUGAGAAUGGAAUGCUGUGGGAGGUGGAGGGAAAGUGGGUUGUUAAAGGGGCAAUCAAUGUGGAUAUAGGCGCUAAUCCUUCAGCAGAAGGCGGUGAAGAUGAAGGUGUAGAUGAUCAAGCUGUUAAAGUGGUCGAUAUUGUUGACACUUUCAGGCUUCAGGAGCAACCCGCGUUUGAUAAGAAGCAAUUUGUUAGUUACAUGAAGAAAUACAUUAAGUCGCUGACGCCGAAAUUAGAUCCGGAGAAGCAAGAGUUGUUUAAGAAGCACAUUGAGGGAGCAACCAAGUAUCUCCUCUCGAAGCUCAGUGAUCUCCAAUUUUUUGUGGGAGAGAGUAUGCACGAUGACAGCACCAUCGUGUUUGCAUACUACAAGGAAGGUGCCACCGAUCCAACUUUUAUCUACCUUGCCUAUGGAUUGAAGGAAAUCAAGUGUUAGAUGGUAACUUCCAGCAGUUAUUGUAUUUGAGCCGCGAACCUCUAGUUACAUCUAGAGGUUAAGAGGGACUGAGAACCUAUAUUUAUUGUCGUCAGUAGUUUUCCCCCUUUUUAUUUGGACUGGAUUAUCUAUAAUCUAUUGGAACAUCUUUGGGCUUUCUCAAAA
This is a messenger RNA of Prosopis cineraria, 798 nucleotides long. RefSeq names its product translationally-controlled tumor protein homolog. Gene Ontology annotation, cellular component: cytoplasm. The transcript is spliced from 5 exons. The record is from RefSeq and is a predicted model, not a curated record. The coding region runs from base 130 to 633 and encodes 167 amino acids. NCBI's taxonomy places the organism in Eukaryota, Viridiplantae, Streptophyta, Magnoliopsida, Fabales, Fabaceae. Gene Ontology annotation, molecular function: calcium ion binding.